AUGGCCUCGAUGGGUGCGGUCUUCACGUCGUUGGCGGCGCUGCCUAUUCUGGGGCUGGUCUCCAUUCCGCUGAUUAUAUCCGCGUGGAUAACCAUCUCUUUAGCACUGAUCACCCUGCUCGUACGAUUUUCCGUGGUCUAUCUGGAAGUGGGAUACGGUCUCUUCCUCAGUUUCUUUACACUUCCAACGUCGAGUUCGUCAUUCCUGCCAUUUGCUGCGUCCGAACCCGUUACACCCGCUGCUGGGAACUCGAGACGUAACUCGGCGCAUGGCCUGAUCCAAUCUCGAAAGAACAAUGAGGAUUCUCUCUUGUCCGGGGCAUUCACCGCGAUCCACGAUGAUCACACGAAUCAUAGGAAGAAAUCUUAUGCACGGAGUAUGAUUGAAGCGCACCACUUGCCAAACACGCCGUUCCUUGGAUUACCAGUCAGUGGUGAUGCACGUCGAGACUUUGAAGGCGUGGGCGGUUGGCGCUCAUACCGGAAUCCACCGCAUCUUUCGAGACCCCGUACGUCUCAUUCGGCGCACGAACAGCCUUUCAGCUCUCCAUCCUCUUCGUCUGCACAUAGUAUCAACGGCGAGGGUGAAGUGGAGAAUGGCGUCGAUGCCGAUGAACUUGCAUGGCUAUCAUUGAAUUAUCGCCUGGAAUUGCCCUCACAAGUUGUGACGCUAGGAGCCGGAUCAAAUCCAGCUUCUACCUUGAACAGCCCGCCCAAUUUGGAAUUCACCGAUACCCGUAAUGGGGGUAGUUUCCAAGCGUUGGCUUCUUCAACACCUGCUCGUUUUCACCAGACCAACCCCCAACAUCACCACCAACAUCGUCAAGGCCAGCGACAUCACCACCGCUCACAUACAACCUCGGCUCUCACAACAUUUGAACGCCGCACAGGAGGUGGUCUCUCUAUCGCACUCUCAACUCGACCAGACCAAACGAGUCGUGCAUUAUCCCCUUCAGCCUCUCGAGUCGCACCAUUUAUGACUCCACAACCGUACUCGCCAGUGCAGAACCGCCCAUCUGCACGUAUGCUGCCGGUCAGCAAUGGGUCCCACUCAAAUGCAUAUCUCUCCAGCUCGGCGGACGGCGCGAGCUCUGGAUUCCUUGCAACCAGCGGUGGGAGUUUCGGAUCUGGCAGUGGAGGCUACUUUGCACUGCAGCAGCCAGAGAAUGGCAAUGGAAGUCAUCAUAUGCCCCUGCUUUCAGCCUCAGACACGCCUAGCGGGAGUGGACGUACGACCCCCGGGACCGGCGUGUCGAAUGAAGACCGAGACACCUCGGCGCUGGGGUUCACGCGAUUGAUGGCACAUUAUCCUACAAGUGUGAGACAUCGUAGACGGAGUAUUGCUGGUCCUCAUUAG
Penicillium brasilianum is the source of this 1356-nucleotide messenger RNA. The record is from the annotation of a GenBank genome assembly. NCBI's taxonomy places the organism in Eukaryota, Fungi, Ascomycota, Eurotiomycetes, Eurotiales, Aspergillaceae.